This is a messenger RNA of Exophiala spinifera, 1332 nucleotides long. Its product is annotated as histidinol dehydrogenase. Gene Ontology annotation, biological process: L-histidine biosynthetic process. Gene Ontology annotation, molecular function: metal ion binding; histidinol dehydrogenase activity; NAD binding. Gene Ontology annotation, cellular component: cytoplasm. The transcript has 3 exons. NCBI's taxonomy places the organism in Eukaryota, Fungi, Ascomycota, Eurotiomycetes, Chaetothyriales, Herpotrichiellaceae. The record is from RefSeq and is a predicted model, not a curated record. The coding region runs from base 1 to 1332 and encodes 443 amino acids.
AUGCCUCAAUAUCUGAAGAAGGCCCAUGGUGCAACAGGGGUUAAUGGGCAAGCAAACAAGCCAACAACGAGCAAUGUGCCAACCAUUGUGUCAGGGGUAAUCGAGGACAUUCGGACCAAUGGAGAUGCCGCAGUUAGAAAGUAUUCGGAAAAGUUCGACUCUUGGAGCCCGUCGUCAUUCAAGUUGUCAGCUGCAGAAAUCGAGGCCAUAAUUGCCCAAGUACCGGAACAGACCAUCAAGGAUAUCAAAGAAGUCCAAACCAAUGUACGGAAGUUUGCAGAGGCUCAAAAGGAGUCGCUCAAGGAUUUCGAGCUCGAGAUCCAGCCGGGCGUGUUCUUGGGUCAAAAAAACCUUCCCAUCAAUAGAGUUGGAGCAUAUAUCCCUGGAGGAAGAUAUCCUCUCUUGGCCAGCGCACACAUGACGAUUCUGACGGCCAAAGUUGCCGGGGUUCCUCAUGUGAUCGGUUGCACACCUCCCAUCGCGGGAAAAAUCCCGCCGGCGACUGUUGCGGCAAUGCACCUUGCUGGAGCUGACGAGAUUUAUGUUCUUGGAGGCGUCCAGGCCGUGGCGGCCAUGGCGUGCGGUACCGAGAUCAUCGCUAAGGUCGACUUCUUGGCUGGACCUGGUAAUGCAUUUGUCGCUGAGGCUAAGCGACAGCUUUUCGGGGAAGUUGGCAUCGAUCUGUUUGCUGGACCUACAGAGAUUCUGAUUGUGGCUGACGAGACAGCCGAUCCGUAUACUUGUGCUGUUGAUAUUUUAUCCCAGGCAGAGCAUGGACCAGAUACACCCUCAGUACUGGUUACCACAUCUGAGAAGGUCGGCCAGGACACUCUUUACUGGAUCGACGAGCUUCUCAAGUUAUUACCAACCGCACCGGUCGCAUCAAGUUCCUGGGCUUCCUUCGGAGAGAUCAUAGUCGCUGACUCUAUGGACGAAGCCUGGAUGCUCGCUGACGAGAUCGCAUCGGAGCACGUCGAGAUCUUGACCAAGAGCCCGCGGGAUGCCUUGAACAAGAUGACGAAUUAUGGUGCCCUGUUUUUGGGAGAAAAUACUUGUGUAUCUUACGGGGACAAGUGUAUUGGAACAAACCAUGUUCUGCCAACCAGAAAAGCGGCACGGUAUACGGGUGGUCUAUGGGUAGGAAAAUAUUUACGUACCACAACUUAUCAGGAAGUGAGGGAUCCAGAAGCGAGUGGACGUCUGGGACGACUGUGCGGCAGAGCCGCUCGCGCCGAGUUUUUCGAAGGACAUGCUCGUUCUGGGGAUUUGCGAGCUGCCAAUCAUUUGAAGGACACCUAUGACUGGAUUGUGGAGAGUCGAAAAGUCGAGUGA